This is a messenger RNA of Solanum lycopersicum (tomato), 918 nucleotides long. RefSeq lists its product as uncharacterized. NCBI's taxonomy places the organism in Eukaryota, Viridiplantae, Streptophyta, Magnoliopsida, Solanales, Solanaceae. The record is from RefSeq and is a predicted model, not a curated record.
AUGGUCACAUCAUGGAUUCUUAAUUAUCUUAGCAAGGAUAUUGCAGACAGUGUAGAAUAUGUUUGUGAUGCUGCAGAGUUGUGGAAGGAGUUGGAGGAUCGUUAUGAUCAAACGAAUGGGGCUAAGCUUUUUCAGAUUCGAAAGGAGAUCAAUGAUCUCAAUCAAGGUAUACUUGAUGUUACUGUGUGUUACACUAAAAUGAAGAUACUCUGGGAGGAGUUGAGUAAUUUGAACAUUAAAAAUCAUUGCAGUUGUGUAUGUAAUUGUGGGGGAAAAGACACUUUGCAUAAGGCAGAACAGGACAGAAGGUUAAUUCAAUUCUUAAUGGGGCUGAAUGAAGUCUACACAGUCAUUAGAGGUAGUAUACUAAUGAUGAAUCCUUCACCAUCUAUGGCUCAGUCUUUUGCCUUGUUAGUUCAAGAAGAGAAACAACGAGAAUUCAAGCCCCAAAGUCAGAUAUCCGCUGAAGGAAGUUCAAUGAACUCUUCUGUGAAUGCUAGAUCAUCAAGUUCUUUUAUGAAUGCUAGCUCAUCAAAUUCUUUGACUGGAAGACCAUUCGGAACAAAUUACUCAUCUAAUAAUCAAUCUGCAAAAAAUAGAUCUAGGCCUUUUUGUAGUUAUUGCAGGAAAUCAGGAUACACCAAUACUCAAAAUCAAAGGGAAUCAAUCAACAAUCAAAACCACAGAUUUACUAAGGGUAAAGGAGUAGAAGCUAAUGUUUUUGCUGAUGAUCCUAACAUAGGAACUGAUGAAUCUCCAUAUGCCAGUCUCACUAGUGAACAAUGUGGUCAGCUUAUUAGCCUAUUGCAACAUUUACAGUUGGGGAAAACAGGAGAUAGAAACACUGAUGAGAAGAUAACAUGUGGAGCUGCAAACUUUGCAGGGCCCUUCACUAAAGAGGCCUCUGGAGAUUGGUAG